GGAACUGUUCAUCAAACUGUGUCUAUAGAUGGGCGUCCACUGGAGACACAGCUUGUCGUCACUCGCGGUUUCUGCUGGGCACUUCUGGGAGGCAUUCCGGGUGACAAACACGUGUGCCGGGGGCACUGCUGAGGCACAAGGGCGUUCGGGGCAGAGGGUUCGUGUCAAUCUGGUCGCUGCCUCGCUUGCGGAAUAUCGGCUCGGACCUAACGGGAGAUAUGAUAUGGCAGUAGCUGCGGUAGUAAUUGUUUCAUUUUGUUUGUAGUGACGACUAGCGGAGUUUGAAACAUUUGUAGUCUG
Gloeophyllum trabeum ATCC 11539 is the source of this 300-nucleotide messenger RNA. RefSeq lists its product as uncharacterized. The transcript has a single exon. Bases 29 to 265 code for a protein of 78 amino acids. The record is from RefSeq and is a predicted model, not a curated record. NCBI's taxonomy places the organism in Eukaryota, Fungi, Basidiomycota, Agaricomycetes, Gloeophyllales, Gloeophyllaceae.